UCCUUGCUUGCAGGCUGUUGCAAACAUGCCCAGCUCGGCCUUUAGGAGGCAGGCAGAGUAGUAACCCAGAAUUAGAGCUAAUAGCCCUGCUGCUAAGUGUAGUAAAAGCAGUGACUCCAUCCCAUCCUGAGUUUAGCACAGCGGGGGUUUCUGAAUGUAAAUAAAACCCGUUUCCUGACCUCAGAAGAGAGCACAGCCUGUCGAGGGAGUUUCCACUAUAUAAAGUAGCAUGGAUCUGCCUGUGAAUGAGUGGAAAUCAUAUAUACUUCAGAAGUGGUCUUUGCUCCCAAAGUCCAUUCAGGUCACAAUUUGUACAGCAGAAACUUUGAGUGAUAUCUUUCUUCACUGCUCUUCACUUCUUCAACCUGAAGAUGAGAUGGUUUUAAAAAAGCUUUCUAGCGCUUACCUUGUGGGAAAGGACCCCGAUGCCCCCCUUUUUUACAGAGGAGAAGGGAACAAAAAAUUUCAGAAGAAGGAUUAUAUGGGAGCCACGUUGCUAUAUUCUAAGGGCAUAUCACAUUCAAGACCAAAUACUGAAGACAUUUCAUUGUGUUAUGCCAAUCGCUCCGCAGCCCUCUUCCACCUGGGUCAGUACGAAGCAUGUCUCAAAGACACCAUCAGAGCACAGAUGCAUGGGUAUCCAGAAAGAUUGCAACCCAAGAUGAUGUUGCGUAGGGCAGAGUGUCUGGUGAAUCUGGGGAGACUACAGGAGGCAAGGCAGAUCAUCAGUGAUCUUGAAAGUGACUUCGCUGCCACACAAACCCUAGCAGCUUCCCAGUUUCUAAUUCUGCAGAGAACCCUCUGCCGCCUGAAAAUGAAGGUACAAGAAAAGGAGACUCUCACAGAAACCUUCCCAGCAGCUCUAACCAACGCCUUCGAGGAUAUGAACCUAAGGGAAGAGAAUGAACAAAUUUCCAGUGCAUCAGCAUCUGUCGGCUUAUGCACAGACCCUUUAAAAGGUCGCUGUCUGAUUGCCACAAAAGAUAUUCUCCCAGGAGAGCUCCUGGUGAAGGAGGAUGCUUUCGUGAGUGUCCUUAACCCAGGAGAAAUGCCACCACUACAGAAUGGCCCAGAGAGCAAGUGGGAUACCAGGGUUGCCAACGGGGAUCUCUACUGCCACCGGUGUUUGAAGCACACUUUGGCCACAGUUCCCUGUGAUGGAUGCAGCUAUGCCAAGUAUUGCAGCCAGGAGUGUAUGCAGCAGGCCUGGGAUCUCUACCACAGUACUGAGUGUUCUCUAGGGGGCCUACUUCUCACGCUGGGAGUCUUUUGCCAUGUUGCCCUGAGGUCAACUCUUUUAGCUAGAUUUGAGGAUAUUGGCAAAGUCAUGAGGACGCUUUGGGCUGAGAUUAAUAACAAGGACAUCAGUUUACCUGAAAGCAAGAAUCUGGCGCAAACACUCAGUAAGGACCUGGUAGCGGAGAGUGAGAAAAAUGGCAAAACACUUGAGCCCCCAAUUCCUGGAUGCGAUACUAAUGGGAAGUACGAAAGUAAUUAUAAUGCUGUCUUCAGCCUUUUGCCCCAUACUAAAAACCAUAGCCCAGAACACAAAUUCCUCUGUGCUCUGAGUGUCUCUGCACUGUGCAGGCAGCUGGAAGCAGCCAGUUUAUUCACCCUCAAGACAAGUCUGAAAUCCCCUCAGCCGAGAGCAGCAGCGGUCCCUGCGCCGUGUCAGGAGCUGCACGCCUGGGGAGUGGCCAUGCUGCGACACGUGUUACAGCUGCAUUGUAAUGCUCAGGCAAUAACUACCGUACAGCAAACGGGAUCUAAAGAGAACAUCAUUACCGACAGCAGGCAGGUGCGCCUUGCCACAGGCAUCUUCCCUGUCGUCAGCCUCCUGAACCAUUCCUGCAGCCCCAACACCAGCGUGUCCUUCAUUAGCACUGUCGCCACCAUUCGGGCGUCACAGCAGAUUGGAAAAGGACAGGAGAUUCUCCACUGCUACGGGCCUCAUGAGAGCAGGAUGGGUGUGGCUGAAAGGCAGAAGAAGCUGAGGUCUCAGUAUUUCUUUGACUGCAGCUGCCUGGCUUGUCAAAACGAAAAGCACAGCGCGGCGGCAGGGCCCCGGUGGGAAGCGUUCUGUUGCGCCCGUUGCGGAGAGCUCAUGCAGGGAGAUGACGUGCUGAGCUGUGGCGAUGCGUCUUGCACGGGAUCGGUCAGCAGGGAUCUCCUAGUCUCUCGGUUACGGGACCUUCGGGAGCAGGUUGGGGUGGCCCGAAAGCUUCUCAGAAACGGUAAACUAGAGCGAGCCAUUCAGCUGUUGUUGGGGUGCCAGCAGGACGCUGAGGGCUUCCUGUCGGCGGAACACGGCGUCGUAGGGGAAGUCGAGGAUGACCUGGCCCAGGCCUAUGCUGCUUUAGGGGACUGGCACAAGUCAGCUACUCAUUUGCAGAAGAGUCUCCAAGCAGUCGAGGCUCGCUAUGGGCCAUCCAGCGUUGAAAUGGGCCAUGAGCUCUUCAAACUGGCCCAGAUCUUUUUCAACGGGUGUGCGGUACCCGAAGCUCUGGACGCAAUACAAAAGGCAGAAAAGAUCCUGCUGGUGCACUGCGGCCCUGGGAACGACGAGGUCCAGGAGCUGCAGGACAUGAAAUCCUGUUUAUUGGACUUGCCGCCCCUCCCUGUGGGGCCUUCCGUGUAGGGCCCCCGGGGGACUGGGAGCCACAAGAAGGGAGCCAUGGAGGAAGAGUUAAAGGAAUUCUGUUGCCACGGAGCUGUCACCAGGAAGCACAGGUCU
Messenger RNA from Pteronotus mesoamericanus, 2734 nucleotides. It is a transcript of the gene SMYD4, whose product is annotated as SET and MYND domain containing 4. Bases 230 to 2638 code for a protein of 802 amino acids. NCBI's taxonomy places the organism in Eukaryota, Metazoa, Chordata, Mammalia, Chiroptera, Mormoopidae. Gene Ontology annotation, molecular function: histone deacetylase binding. Gene Ontology annotation, cellular component: nucleus; cytoplasm. Gene Ontology annotation, biological process: heart development. The record is from RefSeq and is a predicted model, not a curated record. The transcript has 11 exons.